Molecule: messenger RNA, 557 nt
Organism: Neofelis nebulosa (Clouded leopard)
Lineage: Eukaryota; Metazoa; Chordata; Mammalia; Carnivora; Felidae
Gene: SYCE3
Product: synaptonemal complex central element protein 3
Exons: 3
Coding region: 136-402 (88 amino acids)
Biological process (GO): spermatogenesis; reciprocal meiotic recombination; synaptonemal complex assembly
Cellular component (GO): central element
Source: RefSeq, a predicted model, not a curated record
AUGAGGGCGAGAAGCCACUUCUGGGGGCGGAUCUGGUAACGGAAAGGGGCGGGGUGCCUUUCCGAGCUUGGACCUCGUGCCCCAGGCUGCGUAGGUGGACGGCGGAUCCUGACGCGAGCGCAGGCGGUGCGGGAGAUGGCUGAUUCUGAUCCUGGAGAAAGAAACUAUGACAACAUGCUGAAAAUGCUGUCAGACCUGAAUAAAGACUUGGAAAAGCUACUAGAAGAGAUGGAGAAAAUCUCAGUGCAAGCCACAUGGAUGGCCUACGACAUGGUGGUGAUGCGCACCGACCCCACACUGGCGGAGUCCAUGCGCCGGCUGGAGGAUGCCUUCCUCAACUGCAAGGAGGAGAUGGAGAAGAACUGGCAAGAGCUGCUCACUGAGACCAAGCACAAGCAGUAGGCCCCCCGCCCACCCGUGGCCACCAUGCUUCUGCCUGCCAGUGUGGAGAAGCCCCGGGGACACAGGGCCCUCUCUGCUUGGCAGAGUAACAGCAACCGUAACACAUAGCUGUAUGAACUGUACUUGUUUUUCAAUAAACUUAUUUUUAAGAACAA